Molecule: messenger RNA, 537 nt
Organism: Puccinia graminis f. sp. tritici CRL 75-36-700-3
Lineage: Eukaryota; Fungi; Basidiomycota; Pucciniomycetes; Pucciniales; Pucciniaceae
Exons: 3
Coding region: 1-537 (178 amino acids)
Source: RefSeq, a predicted model, not a curated record
AUGAAGACCUUUCUGAUGCUCAUCCCAAUUGUUAGCCGAUUCUUGGCAACAAUCGGGGUCCAUCCCUCCGGGCAGGAAUUGGCCGCGCUGGGGCAGGACGCUUCGAGGGGAUGUCGAGAAGGGAUCCUGGUGGACUCGCCGGCUCCGGCCCGGAUCGUCGAGCUUGUACCGGUCGAUGGAGCAGUCCCGAUCGACAUGCCCGCCUACGAUCACGUCUCGUCCUACGACAAAAUGAUCCGGGAAUACAAUGCACAACACAACAUUGCCUUGCCAGAGGCCGGAGCGAUGGUCCCAUAUAAUCCGGCCGACAGAGCCGCCCGAGACAGCCGGAUCCUCCGCCCGGGCUCAGCAAUCACUCGGACCCGGGACGGGGACGAUCGUAUUUGCACCAAGGGUUGCAUGGUCAGUUGUGGCACGUUCUGGCUCGGCGUGAUUGUCGUCGUCGUCGUCCUGCUGCUCAAGGUGCUCCAUCCCGAGGCAAAUUCCGGCUCGGGCUACCAAUCCACAGCAGUCCGCUCUCCUCGUCGUGGGUUGUGA